AUGGGUCGUUCCCCGUCCCCAGUAGCGCGCAGGCGCUCCCGCAGCCCUGCUGCUGCUGCUGCUGCUGACAGACACAGGCGUCGCCACCACCGCCGCAGCAGCAGCAGCGGCAGCCACUACAGCAGCAGCAGGAAGCACAGGGGGCGCAGCAGGAGCGGCAGCAUGCGCAGGCGUACGAAAGACAGAGCUGCAGCAGCAGCAGCAGCAGGGGGCAGCAGCAGCAGCAGACAGCAUCGACGCCGCAGCCGCAGCCGCAGCAACAGCAGCAACAGGCGACGCAGGAGCAGGAGCAGCAGCAGCAGCAGAUACCGCAGGCCUAUCCGCCGUUCUCCCUCAGUGCAGCGUCCUGGUGCAGCAGCAGCAGCAGCAGCAGCAGCAGCAGCAGCAAGAGGUUUUCCCUCUGCUUCAUCCCGUGGCGGUUACAGCAGCAGCAGCAGCAUGCGUACACCGAACGGCUCAGCAGCAGCAGCAGCAGCAGCUGCUGCUGCUGCUCCUUCUCCGCCUGUUACCUAUGGAUAUACAGCUAGAAGGGGGGCCCCCCCGCAUCUGCUUCCGCCGCUGCCAGCAACAGCAGGGUCUGGUUUGGGUGGGGCCCCCUGGGGCUACGGCAGCAGCAGCAGCAGCAGCAGCAGCAGCAGCAGCGGGUGGUUCAACCAGCUGCCUAUACACCCCAACGACCCACGAGCAGCACAGGGGGGGUGGAGGGGGGGGUCACCCCCCCCAGAGUUUUUUGCUGCGAGGAUGAAGCUGCGGGGGCAGCUGCAGCGGCAGCAGGAGGAUAAGCUGCUGCGGCGAGCGCAGAAGAAGGCUGCUCGUCGGCAACAAUUCAGAGAAGUAGAUAGAGAGAAAGAACCCCCCUUUUUGUUGAGGGUUUUCUGCCGCUUAGACUCGCAGCAUUCUGUUGAGGAGUUUAGGGUUAGGGGCCAGGAACCAGUGCAGGAUGAGCUGCAGGUGUAUGCGUGGAUGGAUACGCGUUUGCGGGAGAUUUGUUAUUUAAUAAAAGAUGUUUGUGCUGAGGCGAGAGAUAGAAAGGCGCUGUGGCAGUUCAGGCUUUGUUACCCCGACAAAGAAGGCCAGAACGUAUUCGCGGAUGUUGGCUUGCUGCACUCCAUCAUCCCCGACCCCAAAGAAGACUCACGCACCCUCGCUGACGUGAAGUUUCAAGUGGGGGACUUUCUGGUGUUAUCUAUUCUGAGGAAGCAGAGCAGCAGCAGCAGCAGCAGCAGCAGCAGCAGAAGGCUGGCCCCAUACAAAGACCCAAAACUAUGCAUGCGUGAGGAGUGGAUAUACACCCCACGCCCCUCUGUGCUGCACCAGUCGCUGCCUGCUGCUGCUGCUGCUGCUCCUGCUCCUGCUGCUGCUGCUGCUCCUGCUCCUGCUGCUGCUGCAGCAGAGGGCAAGAGCGCACGCAGUGCUGCAGCAGCAGAAGAAACAGCAGCAAAUAAUAAUGUACAAAAGGAAGACACAGAGAUGCUUGUUGAUAGAGAUUCUCCUGCUGCUGCUGCUGCUGCUGCUCCUAAAGCAGCAGCAGCAGCUGCUGCUGCUGCAGCAGCAGAUGAAGACACCAGCAAACAAACAGCUGCACAGCCAGCGGAGGAUGCUGCAGCAGCUGCUGCUGCAGCAGAGAAGCAGCAGCAGGAGAAACAGCAGCAGAAUCGAGAGGAAAUGCAGCAAGACGAAGAACAGCAGCAGCAGCAAGAUGAACAGCAGCAGCAGCAGCAGCAGCAGCAAGAUGAACAGCAGCAGGAACAGCAGCAAGAUGAGCAGCAACAGCAACAGCAGCAAGACGAGCAGAAUGGAGAGCAGCAAGAGCAGCAGCAGCAGCAGCAGCAGCAGCAGCAGGGAGAGGAUUCGGAUCGCCCCCCAAGCGUAGCGCGGGAGGAAGCAGAAGAGGAAGCAGCAGCAGAAGACAGCAGCAAAAGCAGCAGCAACAAAGGAAAGGCAAUUGUUGCAGAGAGCAGCAGCAGCAGCAGCAGCAGCAGCAGCAGCAGCAGCAAGAAGAGCAAAGCAUCAGCUGCAGACAGCAGCAGCAGCAGCAGCAGCAGCAGCAAGAAAGAGGCAGCUGCGAAGGCUGAUGAACCCUCCACAAAGAGACGCUCAGCUCGACUAGCCAAAGACAAAAAGUAA
Molecule: messenger RNA, 2127 nt
Organism: Eimeria mitis
Lineage: Eukaryota; Apicomplexa; Conoidasida; Eucoccidiorida; Eimeriidae
Product: Si3a-associated protein 18, related
Exons: 6
Coding region: 1-2127 (708 amino acids)
Biological process (GO): negative regulation of DNA-templated transcription
Cellular component (GO): nucleus
Molecular function (GO): transcription factor binding; transcription corepressor activity
Source: RefSeq, a predicted model, not a curated record